AUGGGAAAUUGCUCAUCUUAGAAAAAUCAUAAGAAUAAUACAACAACUACUAUUAAAUUAGAAGAAUUUAUAAAAACUGUAGAUCAAAACAAUGUUCAUGAUUAAGCAUUAGUUAUAUUAUAUCAUAGUAGAAAUUAACGUUUAAAUCAUUUAAAUGAACCUGUAUUGAGUGGUUUUAGCAAAUAGUUUUCCAGAACAUCAGAUUAAUCGCAAUAAAGAAAUUCUACUUGA
This is a messenger RNA of Paramecium primaurelia, 231 nucleotides long. Lineage: Eukaryota; Ciliophora; Oligohymenophorea; Peniculida; Parameciidae. The record is from the annotation of a GenBank genome assembly.